Messenger RNA from Dermacentor silvarum, 2070 nucleotides. Its product is annotated as piggyBac transposable element-derived protein 3. The record is from RefSeq and is a predicted model, not a curated record. NCBI's taxonomy places the organism in Eukaryota, Metazoa, Arthropoda, Arachnida, Ixodida, Ixodidae. The transcript has 2 exons. The coding region runs from base 1 to 2070 and encodes 689 amino acids. Gene Ontology annotation, molecular function: DNA binding.
AUGGCUUGUGCAAAGAGGCAGAAUUUGCUGUUCGCCGCGAAACUCGAAAUCAUAAAUCGAGUUGAGCGCGGUGAGAAGAAGUCCGACGUCGCCGCCGCGUACAAGAUCCCAAGGAGCACCUUGAGUACUAUCCUGAAGAACAAGGCAGACAUCAGGGCCAAGUCGGACAAAAGGCCAGGUGCCCAUGGUGCCCGACUGCAUGGUAACAAUUGUGUACAAAGCGUGAUAGUGGAAGAAAAGAGGGCCACACGCCAAUUGCUGUCUAACCGCGUACGUCACUGCUAUUUUUCAGAUUUUAUCGGCUUGCCUUGUGCCACUUUUUACAAAGCAAAGUCGCAUCAUGCAACCAAAGAAACAGCUGACAGACUACUAGAGAAGAUUGCUUCCAGGAAUGUGUCUGAUAUCGGUGAAAGCGACGAUGAAGACGACAUUCCACAGGAAGAUGUUCCGCGGGAAAAUUGUGACAUGCCGAGUUCCAGUAAAGGCGAAGACGGGGACGACAGGUUGCCAUUGAAAGAAAUACAUGUUGAAGACAACGUACCGAAGAACUUUCAGUGGAAAAAGAAAGUUUACGUGCCCCCAUUAGACACCGACUUCAGCGGUCACAAUGAGUGCCCACCGGACACGGAUGAAACGUGUACACCGUACACGUACUUUUCGAGGUACGUGCCCGAGUCCAUUUUCAAAGUAAUAGCAGAAAACACGAAUCAAUAUAUUGUGAAAACAACUCUGCAUAAUGUGAACACCACAUCCAAUGAAGUAAGAAAGCUGUUCGGUAUGCAUAUCCUGAUGGGCGUCAUUCACUUACCUCGGGUAAGGCUCUAUUGGAACCCAAUGAUGAAGGUUUCGCUCAUCAGCGAAACUAUGAAGGAGAAGCACUUUUUCAAGCUUCGAAAUAAUCUUCACAUUGUUGCAAAAGAUUCUGGAUUUGACAGUAAAGAUCGCCUGUGGAAAGUGCGUCCAUUUCUGGAACUCAUACGAAAGCGAUGCUUGGAGCUGGCUGUUGAACAGGAAUGCUCAAUCGACGAGCAAAUGAUCCCUUUUAAAGGCCACCUUUCCAUAAAGCAGUAUGUGAAAGGCAAGCCAUCUCCCUGGGGCAUAAAAGUGUUUGCUCUGUGUGGUAGGAGUGGUUUACUCUACGACUUCGCAAUAUACCAGGGGGAACACACGAUUCCCGCCGACCUGAAAAAAGAAUACGGUCUUUGUUCUGGUGUUGUCUUGCAUCCAUCUAAAAGAAUUCCUUAUGGAUGCAAUUGCCAACUUUACUUUGAUAACUACUUUACAUCAGUGCCUCUCCUUCGCCAGCUACGACAGUACAGAAUUUUGGCAGCUGGAACUGUGCGAAAAAACAGGCUGGGCAAGUGCCCUCUUGAAUCCAAAAAGGUGAUCAACAAAAAGCCGCGAGGAUACUCUGCUGAAUACGUCACAAGUGAUGAUGUUGUAGUAGUGAUCUGGAAAGACAAAAAUGAUGUGUCGGUCGCGUCCAACUUUGUUGGCAUUGGUAAUGAGGAGGAUGUCAGGAGGUGGGACAAAACUAACUGUGACCACAUAUUUGUAAAGCAGCCGGAGAUCAUCGCCAAGUACAAUAGAAGUAUGGGAGGCGUGGACAAGAUGGACUUUCUCUUGAGCUUGUACCGCACCAAGAUCAGGUCAAAGAAAUGGACGCUGAGGGCGAUAUUCCAUUUUGUAGACCUAGCUGUCUGUAAUGCUUGGAUGGAGUAUUUGCAUGAGAAUGCACACACACGGCGAUCAAAGCUGCUUGAUCUUCUGCACUUCCGUCUGCAAAUUGCUGAGGCUCUCAUUAGCAGUGUACCAAACACAAGAAGCAUGGAAGGCCUUCCUACGAAGUCGAACCGGCGGAUGUUCCUGAGAGGAAAGCCCGCAUUCGACAGCCUUGCUCGGAUGCACGCUACGAUGGAACGGAUCAUUGGCCAGAAGCCCAGGACCAAACGCUUCCUUCUAGAUGCAAGUAUGAAGGUUGCAAAGGAAGAUCGAGUUUUUUGCAAGAAAUGUGAAGUGCCACUCUGCAUGACCAAGGAUAGUAACUGCUACUACAAAUUUCACACUUGA